AAUUUCAAGAGAUCAUCCAGACAUGAAUGCAUGAUGAUUAACCUCUUUGUAUAUUUGCUUUCAUAAUUUCUCUUACGUUUCUCUCCCUAAUCACGAGAAAUGUACAAUCCAUUUUUUUUAGUUUUGGAUUUUCUUUCUCUUCUGUGACGUGAAUGGUGGUUACUGGUAGUAAAGGGUAUAAACUAAACGCAAACUUAAAACCAUCCAGCCUGGCUCAUUUCAUGUGCCUAAGCCCCUCUAUAAAUCUAAGCUGGAGUGCAUGCCUAGUGGUAGAAGCAUGGAGAGAAGGUCGAGGGACAAACAAAAAGAAGCUGCUGCAACAAUGUCCAAUGAAGAAGAUGAUGCUAGAGUCCAUAAAGACCAAGACGAUGCCAGACAAUACCGCUGUUUCAAGAAGUAUGAAGAAAUUGUCAAACAGGUUUUGCUGAUAGAUGAGAUGACUGACUCCAUGGACCACAGAGCCAGAUACCAAAGGCGUCGAAGGAACGCUACUACUUCUACUACCUCCAUGCCGGAGCAAGGGAACAUUGAUGGUAUGCUUGUGCAGACAAUCACCAGGUUUCUCAAUGAGUUGAAUCCUAAUGCCAUUGGUUCGGAUCCAAAGCCAUCAAAUCAGUGAUUAAUUGUAUGCUUCAGUUGAACAUUAAGAUGGUGUAGCCUUUGCCUUUGUGUUAGUACUCUCUCUAGUUGCUUAAGAAAUAUUGUAGUCUGUACCUGCACUUCAGGGGUAUGAUGAGAUCAUGAACAUUCACAUACAAUUAAUGUAUGAGUAAAUAAUUUUGGCAAAAAAUGGCUUUG
Vitis vinifera (wine grape) is the source of this 798-nucleotide messenger RNA. RefSeq lists its product as uncharacterized. The record is from RefSeq and is a predicted model, not a curated record. The transcript is spliced from 3 exons. Lineage: Eukaryota; Viridiplantae; Streptophyta; Magnoliopsida; Vitales; Vitaceae. The coding region runs from base 260 to 619 and encodes 119 amino acids.